Dovyalis caffra is the source of this 627-nucleotide messenger RNA. The record is from the annotation of a GenBank genome assembly. Lineage: Eukaryota; Viridiplantae; Streptophyta; Magnoliopsida; Malpighiales; Salicaceae.
AUGGGAAUGUUAGGAGUGGCAGUAAGGUUAAGGUGGCGUCUGAAGUCCCUAACAACAACAACAACAACAACCAACCCCAUCGCUACCAGUACCAGUUUUCUUUCCUCGUCGUCGUAUCAUUCAUCGUCUUCAAAGCAGCGAAGAAAGAAUGAAAACGAAAAUGAAGACGUUUCUCUCUUCAACAGAGACCCAGCCAGCCCGCCUCGACUCUUUGUGGUGCAGCCUCGUCUCCGUCCCGAUACUCUCCUUCAAGCCAAGCUCAACGAAGCUCUCAGCCUCGCCAAUUCGCUCGAGGAACAGCGUGAUGGUUACUUCCAUACUGAUUUCUUCGAUAAACCCUUGCCCCCUCACAUUCUUGUUCAAAAUCCCAUCUUCCGUUCCUCUACAGCUCGAUCAGAUACUUACUUUGGGUCUGGAACUCGAAAAUGGGGAAAACCUGUGUUAGACCGGGUGGCACUUAUAAUAGAAAUAUUCAAUGCUCAUGCCCAUUCAAGGGAGGCAAAACUUCAGGCGGAAUUAGCGGCUCUAAUGUAUGCAAAGACUAGGCUUGUUCGAGUACGUACCAGUGAUGGUCGCUUGACUUUUGGAGCAUUUGGAGACGCUGAAGUUGUCAGUGCCCGAGGGUGA